This is a messenger RNA of Penicillium coprophilum, 1527 nucleotides long. Its product is annotated as putative MFS sugar transporter. Gene Ontology annotation, biological process: transmembrane transport; carbohydrate transport. The record is from RefSeq and is a predicted model, not a curated record. The coding region runs from base 1 to 1527 and encodes 508 amino acids. The transcript is spliced from 5 exons. Lineage: Eukaryota; Fungi; Ascomycota; Eurotiomycetes; Eurotiales; Aspergillaceae. Gene Ontology annotation, molecular function: carbohydrate:proton symporter activity. Gene Ontology annotation, cellular component: membrane.
AUGGGUCUCUCAAUGAGCCGCAAGAGAGCGUACAACUGGUACAUCUCUUGUGUUGCAGCAUCAUGCAUGGUGCUCUACGGCUACGAUGCAUCUGUGUUUAACUCCGUCCAGGGUUCCAAGAACUGGCUGGCUUGGAUGAACAACCCAAAUGCCAACACAAUCGGCUCGAUUAAUACAGCAUACACGGUCGGAGCUAUCUUUGGUGGUUUCUUCCUGGGAGGACCAUGUGCAGACUUCCUGGGUCGCAAGCUUGGAAUGGCCAUCGGCUGCAUUUUGGUCGUUAUUUCCACCUUCAUGCAAACAUUCGCUCCUCGCCAUAACCUUGCUGUCUUUCUUGCCGGUAGAUGUAUCAUCGGUAUUGGUCAGGGUAUUGCAUUGACUGCUGGCCCUAUCUACAUUGGUGAAUUGGCCCCAGCAGAGAUUCGUGGCAAGAUCAUGACCUUCUGGCAGAUGUUCUACUCUGUUGGAUCGUUCAUCUGCUUCUGGGUCAACUUUGCCUGUACCAAGAAUGUUGACAAGUUGGGCGAGUGGGAUUGGAGACUGGUGGUCAUUUUCCAGCUUUUGGUCCCCGUUAUCAUCCUUGCCCUCCUACCGACUGUCCCUGGCAGCCCCCGUUGGUAUAUCCAGAGAGGAAAUAACAUCGAGAAGGCCCGAGAAGCUCUGCAUAGAGUUCGCGAUACCGAGGAGGAAGUCGAGCAAGAGCUGCUGGAGAUUCGUGAAGCCCUCGAAUACGAGAGGGAAGCCAUCUCUAGCAACUACUCUGCUCUCUGGAAGGACAAAUCUCUCCGCAAGCGUAUGGGUCUGGCUCUGGUUCUCAAUGCCGGACAACAGAUUACCGGACAAGGCUCGCUCAACUCAUACUCUACCAAGAUCUACCAGAAGGUGUUUACUAGUGACAGCCAGAUUGCUCUGAUCAACGCUCUAAACGCCACCUUUGGAAUCUUCUUCACCCUGAACGCCGUCUGGAUUAUUGAUCGUUUCGGAAGAAAAUUCCUUCUAAUUGUCGGUGGUAUCGGCAUGGGUCUCUGCAUGAUUAUUGUAUCUGCCGUCGAAACUGAAACACCACAACUACCUGAUGGAUCCAAAUCGACGCCUGUCGGUAUAUCGAUUGUAUUCCUCAUGUUCUUGUUCAUCUUCUUCUACAAACCAUCUUGGGGCGCAACAGUAUGGAUUUGGACAUCCGAGAUUUUUUCAAUGAACGUCCGCGCCCAGGCUGUGGGUAUGGCAUCUCAGACUCAGAACGUCGCCAACGCUAUUGUUCAACAAUUCUUCCCUCUUUUCCUCGAAAACGAGGGCUUCUAUGCCUUUUAUAUGUUUGCCGGUAUCAACUUCCUACUUGCUGUCUUCGUUUGGUUCUUUAUUCCAGAGACCAAGAUGGUUCCUCUGGAGGAGAUCGAUACCCUGUUUGGUGGUGCCAACCAUGUUACCCAGGGAGAGGAAGUGAUGGCACAACAGAAGGGAGCCCAUAUGAGGGAGGAAGGAGACGAAAAGGCUGAUGCUGUCACUGUUGAGCAUGUUCGAGGCUAG